Messenger RNA from Girardinichthys multiradiatus, 2396 nucleotides. It is a transcript of the gene tpd52, whose product is annotated as tumor protein D52. NCBI's taxonomy places the organism in Eukaryota, Metazoa, Chordata, Actinopteri, Cyprinodontiformes, Goodeidae. Gene Ontology annotation, cellular component: cytoplasm. The transcript has 7 exons. Gene Ontology annotation, biological process: B cell differentiation. The record is from RefSeq and is a predicted model, not a curated record. The coding region runs from base 72 to 791 and encodes 239 amino acids.
AAUCAGGACUCCGCCGGCUGUGCUUAGGUAGAUGAGGUGAUUUUCGCAGCGCCAUACAGCGAUCAGUAAAUAUGGAGCCUCUGGAGGAAUACCACUCUCCUUUUGAUUUUGAACAAGGAGUCAAUUCCAGUUACCUCUACCUCUCCCCAGCUUACAGCGACAUGCCGCCCAGUCCGCCAGCUGCCAGAUGCAGAGGUUUCCAGGAGCAACCGGACUGUGUAGCAGAGAUGGGAGAGGAUGCAGUGACAUCUGUCGGUGGAUCUCCUCUCCCCCCCGUCAUCACGGAGGAAGAGCGUCAGGAGCUGCAAGAGGAGCUGAUGAAGGUUGAAGAUGAGAUCCAGACCCUGUCCCAGGUGUUGGCAGCCAAAGAGAAGCAUCUUGCGGACAUUAAAAGGAAACUGGGCAUCACACCUUUAAAUGAGCUGAAACAGAACAUCACAAAAACCUGGCAGGAAGUCACUACUUCCACAGCCUAUCGGAGGACAUCUGAAACUCUGUCUCAGGCUAGUCUGAAAGCUACAGCAGCCUUCUCCAACAUGGGUUCAGCCAUUAGCAAGAAGCUCGAGGAUGUCAGCUUACAAUCAAUACAACAUUCAGCUAGUAUGCCAGCAAUAAGGAAUGCGCCAACCUUCAAGUCAUUUGAGGAGAAAGUAGAGACACUGAAGACCAAGAUCACCCCCACAGGAUCCACCAGUGCUCCCAGUAACCAGGACAACAGCAUCCCUGAAACCACCAACUCUUUGAUCAGCCAGCUGGAGGGCCCUCCCACCCAGGACGCACCCAUGCAAUGAGACUGACCAAACCCCAUCUUCCUCAGUUUCACCCUCUAACCACUUGACCCCACCUCUGUCCAGUUUAACUCUUGUGUGCCAGUUCCCUUUAUUGGAAACAAAUACCUUCACAGCAUUCUUUGUGAUCGACCCGCCUGCUUGUCCUCUCCCAACACGUGUACUUCGUUGUUCGGUUGUUUGGAAACUAAACCCAUGAGAUGGAUUCAGGCACAUGUUCUCAUGUCAUGUUCAGUUGGUUCAGGCUCACUGUGGGAGAAAUCCUACGUUUUUUCUUUUGCCUUUUUUCUAACCAGAAAAGCUUGAAUGCCAAACGUGCUCCAGUGUUCUUUAGUUGCUUUAUAAAUCUAACACUUGAGUGUAGAAACUGCACAGUUAGAACAAUUGUAGUGUACUUAAAAGCUGGUUAUAGAAGUAUAUUAAAUAUUGGAGGUCUCUCUUAGAAACCUGGCUUAUUUUUUGUUCCUGGGACAAACUGUUGACCAGAGAAAUAUAACCUGGUGUCCAAGCAAGAAAUAUUCAUAUUCUCUAGUCAUAUGUUGCGCUCGGGAUGCCCGGCUUUCCAGGGUUUGAUACACUGUGUCAUAAAUAUGACUACUGACUGCAGAUUUCAGAUUCAGACAUUCCCUCUCAUUUUAGAGAACUUGUCAGAACCCCCUCCCCACGCUCAGAAAGCUGCAGGAAAACCGCCAAGAUCAGCAGCACAGCUCAGAGCAAACAUGCCAUCAAGGUCCAGCCUUGACCUGAGGUGACAGUGAAAUAAAUGUAGCCUCCGCAGCCAGCCAGAGUCAAUAUUUAAACACUAGUGCAUUGUUUCUGCAAGGGCGGCAACACCCAACCUACCCAUGCUGUGUAGUAUACAGCGAUGCCUAGUGUUUCUCUUUUUUUUUUUUAUUGUGAGAAAAACAAGCUUUAUUGAUUGAAUGUUGGGAAUCUACAGGGUUUCAUAGAGUACUUGUAGAAAAGGCUUCUUUUGCAUCCAUCAGAUACAUUUUCUAAAUGUCAAAACUCUAGUUUAAGUUGGCUUCACAGCCUCAUGCUGCUUUAUGUCGAUUAUAUGCUGGAAGCAAUAAAACUCUCUAAAUUAUUUGACUUCAAACAGUGCAAAUGGUCAAUAAAACCCAAACGGAGCCGAUUUGAACAGAGAUGCAAAGUGAGUUCAAGUUAAACUAAAAGAAAAGCAGAGACACUUUUACUGGCCGCAGCAUCGAGCUCGUACAAGUCCUCCUCUACUGGUGGAUAACAGGUAUUGCAUGACAAUAAUUCAACUAGUAUAAAACAUAAGUGAUGCCGCUUGCAGAACAGACUGUGGAUCAGGGAGAAAUCUAGUGUUAACGUCUUGUUUUUUUUUUUAUUGUUAUCAAUAAAGAGUCUCAUGUUUUCACUGAACACAGUUUUUCACUAAUGAUUUAUUUUACUAACACAGUUUUUACAUUGUUUAGAAAUGUUUCUGUUUAACUCUUCAAGCCUGAAUAAGAAAGAAGGAAUUAGUAAGUUGUAGAAGUUUUUAUUGUUUAAAAAUGUUUGAGUUUCUAAACGUUAUUUGUUAUUAAACUAUCUAAAAGAUAAAAAUCUGAAUUUCUGAAAAAUAAAGGGCUUGAUACAUUA